AUGUUUGCCCCAGGUCAGGAACAGAUCUCCAAGGAGGAGAUCAAGGCUGGUGAGAUUGAGGCCGCCCAGACUGUCCAGAUGGUUCUCGCUGGCGGUUUCCUCCUCUACCUGUCUCCCUUCGCCGUCGACUUCGUCCGCAAAUUCCUUUGA
This is a messenger RNA of Penicillium antarcticum, 150 nucleotides long. Its product is annotated as mitochondrial import receptor subunit TOM5. The record is from RefSeq and is a predicted model, not a curated record. The transcript is spliced from 4 exons. NCBI's taxonomy places the organism in Eukaryota, Fungi, Ascomycota, Eurotiomycetes, Eurotiales, Aspergillaceae. The coding region runs from base 1 to 150 and encodes 49 amino acids.